Molecule: messenger RNA, 9543 nt
Organism: Phlebotomus papatasi
Lineage: Eukaryota; Metazoa; Arthropoda; Insecta; Diptera; Psychodidae
Gene: Dnz1
Product: palmitoyltransferase ZDHHC3
Exons: 5
Coding region: 143-949 (268 amino acids)
Biological process (GO): peptidyl-L-cysteine S-palmitoylation; protein targeting to membrane
Cellular component (GO): Golgi apparatus; endoplasmic reticulum
Molecular function (GO): protein-cysteine S-palmitoyltransferase activity
Source: RefSeq, a predicted model, not a curated record
AGGUGGCAGCUGGGUUUUCGAUAUUUCAAAGCAAUUUCGCAGACAAGAAAAAAUGGCAAUCAUAUUUAUUUACAAAAUAGAGGUGUUUAAACUUUAAUGUGUAGCUUAAUUGAUCUGCAGAGUAGUGUGCAGGAUUGCUAAGAUGCCCUUCGUGAAGGAUCCGUGUGGAAUUGCCUGUCUAAUUGUGACUUAUAUGGCAAUUAUCUAUGCGGACUAUGUUGUGAUAAAAUGGAUCAUUCUUCAAAGUCUGCAAAAUAGCUUUUGGGCACCUAUUCAUGUGAUUCUGUUCAAUACAAUUGUCUUUCUUCUCGCCAUGUCCCACCUGAGAGCUGUGUUCUCUGAUCCGGGCACAGUGCCUCUGCCCCAGAGUCGAUUGGACUUCUCGGACAUCCACACCACGGAGAAGGGUGAGAUGGAGAAGGAAGAAUGGACAGUCUGCACGCGAUGUGAGACUUUCCGACCACCACGGGCUCAUCAUUGUCGCAUCUGCAAACGAUGUAUCAAGCGCUACGAUCAUCAUUGUCCGUGGAUCAAUUCAUGUGUGGGCGAAAACAAUCAAAAAUACUUCCUGCAAUUUCUAGUCUAUGUCAUUGUCCUGGCGCUCUAUUCAAUCGUUCUCAUUGUAAUAUCGUGGGUGACACCGUGUGAAAUGUGCUCCACUGACACUGCAGAUUCCCAAUCGCGGCUUCUGCACAGCGUUCUGCUCUUCCUGGAAUCGACUCUCUUUGGGUUGUUCGUGAUUGCAAUCAUGGUGGAUCAGAUGCAUGCGAUUCUGUACGAUGAGACGGCCGUUGAGGCACUUCAGCAGAAGGGCUCCUACCGACCCUACAGACCAAAACUUGCCCUUCUGGCUGAUGUCUUUGGUCAAGAGCAUCCUCUGCUCUGGAUGAUUCCCUGUGCCAGUCUCAAUCGCAAAUAUGACACGCCCCUUCUCAGUCAGGACAUCUAAGCUUUAAUUUUAGGUUUACCUUAAAAAGUGAUUUAUGUCCCAUACAUUAUUAAAGUUUAAAGCCCCCUCCCCGAGAUAUAAGUUCCAAUUCAACUGUUAGUCAAAAGUUUAGGGAUGGAAUAUUCUAAAAAAUAUUAAUUCUUUUCAAUUUACCUCAUUAUUUAGGACGGGAAAAUGUUUUUGUUAUGAUGCUUUGAGAUUUGAAAAAUCAGUUCAAUUUAUUUUUUAAUUUGGUUUUGCACCAAAGUCUUUUUGAGAUUACAAAAAAAUAUAUAUAUUUCAUAAAAAAUGCAAUUAUGAGGAAGAAUCAAAGUAAAAAAACUAAAGUUAGAGAAUGUAAUGCAUCAUAAAUUUUGAUUAAAUCACGUGUAUUGUAAAAAUCAAAUAAAUAUCAUUGCUUUGCAUUUUUUAUUCUGACAUUCGGACGGCAGAGAAAUUAAAAUCUUAACUCUGAAUUUGUGAGAAAGAAGUAGUACUUAUAAUGAAAAUUUUAGUAAUUCCACGGAACAUUAAUUCUCAAUUGCCCUAAAAAUUUUUGAAUUACAAAUUGUGACCUCUAUUCUGUCAUUAAAUACAAAGGUAUCAUAAAGUAAUAGAGCACGCACAAUAACUUUUGUUUUGUAAUCAUGUUUUUGAAAUUGUUAUAAAGGUCUCUGCGCAUUGUGAUAAAUUUAUGUCAAAAUGCUGCAUUUUGACAAAAAAUAUUUUACCAUGUGUAAAUGCGUCUACACAUUGGGAGCAAUUUACGUCAAAAAUUACAUUUUUGACAGAAUCUUGACGUUUUCCCAAGCCUGUAUACAUAUUAAGGUCUCUACAUCAUAUUGGGAGCAAUUUUCUUCGAAAAUUGCACUUUUGAGGGAAAUUGCCUGCACUGCUAUAGGUGAAAACGUCAAAAUUCUGUCAAAAAUGCGAUUUUUGAUGAAAAUUACUCCCAAUGUGUAGACACCUUUAGAGGCAACCUUCGUCAAAAACUGUGUUUUUGACAGAAUUUUGAGGAUUUUAUCUGUAGCAACAUCAGUGCAGACAAUUUCCUUAACAAAAACGAGAUUUUACGAAAAUAGCUCCGAAUGUUUGGAGGCUAUAGCACUGCAGGCAAUUUUAUCAAAAAACAAUAAAAUUUUUUUGACCAAAACGCUGCUAAUAAUGUAGAGGCCAAUAUGGGAUAUACCGUCGUUGCGGGUAACUGCACUUUUUUUUCGCUGUUUUUCAACUUUACUCUCUAAAAGUGGAUAGUUAAAGUGAAGAAAGGAGGUGAAUUGAUAAAAUUAUUUGUAUUCAGUUGCUAAUGAAUGAAUUUUGUGCCACUAGCAUUAAUUUAAUAAAAUUUUACUAUGUUAAAAAAAAUCAAGAAAAAAAUGCUUGCACUUUUGAUAAGGUGCGGAUGAUUUUGCACUUUUUAAUAAAUACUAAAAAAAACAACAAUUUCUGAUAGUAAACAGCAAUGAAGAUCUUCAGAUUUAAGGGUAAGAUGCAUGAGAUCUCCAAGAUGACGUGAUCGUUAUAUUGAUUUGACGUUUCUGUCUGCCAUUUUGAAUAACUGUCAAAACUUAAAACUUGUCCUACUGGGCUGAAAUUUUAGUAUGUUGUAGCUGAUGUCAAGACCUUUUCAGAAUGUAUCUAUGUUCUAGUUUACAUCAAGCCUCUACCUAGAUACAGAGGCUCAAAGUUUAAAAUUUUGUAACACUCAUAUUUUGGCGGUCUUUAUUUUUUAAUUUUCAAUAUUUUAAACCUGAACGAAAUGCCUCAGUAACCAUUAAAAAUGGUUGAGGCUUUUAUUUUAUAUAUUAAUUUACUCUUACAUAAUUUAAAAAAAAAAUAACGAAAAGUGAAUUAAUUUAUUUUUUUAUUUUUCCAUCUUUGCAGACACAGUUUUUCAAAUUCUUAAAUAAUAUACUGAUAUAAACAAAAACAUUACUUUUCUUUUUGUUUGUUUGUCAGAUCUCAUCGCCUGACAAUAGCGCUGUUUUUUUGUGAUGGUUUAGAUAAAAGAAGCUCCCGGUUGCUCUGUAUUCAUGAAAAUGUCAAAAUUUUGAACUUGGAGCCCUUGUAUCUAGACAAUUGCUUGACCUAGGUCGGAUUUUAUAUAUGUUCUGAAAAGGCCUUGACAUUAGCUAUAAUAUACUAAAAUUUCAACUCAAUCGGCUGAGAUUUUUGUUUUGACAGAAACGUCAAAUCAAAAUGGCGACCAUACCAUCUUGUAGAUCUCGGUCAUUUUAUCCUAAAUUCCCACAAAAUUGGAUAAUUUUUAGCCAAAUACUUCUAUAAUAAAGCUUUAGAAAGACUAUUAUAUGCAAUUUUAUAACAUAAAAUAAAUCGUGCGUUCUUAAGAAGAUAAUAGUGAAAAAAAAUUUAAUUAAAAUAAUGAACAAAAUCGAAGUGGAUUAUUCUAGCCAGAUAAUAUUUAGAUUGGAUUAGGGCAAUUUACUACUCUGAAACCGCUUUUGGCAUUAGACCUUCAGAUAACUUUUUCACAGAGUUUUUUUUAUUACAAAAUACCUAUAUUAGCAUUUCAUUGACUAUUACGGAAACUACAAGAAUCCUUUUAAAGAUCAUUGCACCUUACUUGGUACAUAACAUAUCCCUAUAUACUUUGACAUGGUAGACCGGAUCGGCGAAGACCAUCAAUAAAUGCUAGAAUUUAUGAAAGUCUUAGAGACAGCGGAGUGCAAAGUCACCCGCAACGACGGUACUUAGACAUAUUUACGUAAAUCACGUCAAUAUGCAUCAAAAUAUGGCAGAACAAUCAGCGCUAAAGCGGCGAGUACGUGAACUUGCACUUUAGGCUUCCGGUGGAUUUUCGAGUUUGGCUUGGCUUUGGAGAGGCUUUUUGUCUCUUCGGAAGGUUAUUACUGAACGGAGCCAAUAAGUUUUUACUCGCAAUUCAAUUCACAAAUUCAAGAAUUACCAGACUUAAAAGCCUCAAAAUUUUGAGAGUAUUAGAUACUUUUUGAUAUUGAGAGAAUACAGCGAUGCUAGCGGAAGUUUUGCGAAGCUCGCAUGUGCUAAGGUGGCAAUUGAUGUUUAUUUUAAUGUUUUAUUUUAAUUUAACUAACAAAAAUAGAAAAGAAGAAAUGUGUAAGAAUUUUCUCUGUUGUCCGAAUUGAUAAACAAAAUUUAAAAAGACAGAUUUUACCAUCAUCCCUAAAGUUCACAAAUUACUAUAAAUUCAGCUUCCAAAGUGACAUACCAUUAUUGAUAUUUUUUAAGAAAGAAAAAAAGAAGGAAUACAAUUAAUCACUGGAUGUAAACUAUUCAAUAAACUACAGUAGAAUAUCACAGGGAUAGAAAGAGAAGAGAAGUAAAGUAAAAUAAAUGUUAGACUUUUUUUCGUUAACUUUAUCAUAUUUUAUUUAAUAAUUAUUAAGAAAAAAAAACAAAAGAGAUUUAUCCUAGCAAAUAAACAACAAAAAAGACGUCACAAUUUUUCGGAGAAAACCAAUCCAAAACCUAAUCUAAUACUACAUAUAACAUUUUUAGCUUUUAUAUGUAAUGAAAAUGAUAAAAAAAACAAGAUAUAAAUGUAAGUCAAUAUACAUGUGAAAUAAUUUAUUUAUCUAUGCAAUAAAAGAAAGAGAUAAUGAGGAUAAAAGAAAAACAAUUUAGGUAGGAAAAGGGAUUAAUAGCUGGUCUAUUUUGUAAGUUUGGUCACAGGUAAAAUGGUAGGAUAAUUAUAAUUUUUUCAAUAAUUGCACGCGGAUUUCCUGAACAAACUUUGCAAUUUUAAUCAAUAGAGUCUGUGAAGUGAAAAACUAAAAGAAUUUAGUAGAGAAUACACUUUUUAAAUUACAGAAAAAAGAAUAGUCACAUUAACUUGCCAGGAAACAUUCAAUCUUAAAUGUAUCCGUUUUGCUUAAAUAGUAAGUGUUAAAAAAAGCCCAGAGAUUAAAUAUUUUAAAUAUUUAAUGGUAAAACUUUGUGAGCAUUUGGAAAAAUCUAUGCAAUUUUACAAAGUGAUUUUCUUUCAGAGUAUAAUUUUAUGAUGACUUGUGUUCAGAAAAAUUUAAUUCUAAAAUAUUGAUAUAGCUAAAUUAAAAAAAAAAAUGGUGUAAAAAUACGGUUUUUUUGUCUUGCUAAGCAAAAAUUCUAAAUUGAGCAUUACUUUACUCAACCGUAACUUUUUUUCUUAAAUUUAAUAAUUUUUCACUAAGGAAAGAUUUCAAGCUCCGCCCAUGCUGAGAAAAUAGCCACGCCCCUUUCAUUCAGAAGAUAAUGAACAAUUUGUGAAACAAUUUGUAGGUUAAAAUGACGAUCAACAUUUUUCCACAUUUCAUUAGUACCUACUUUUUGUGUUUAUGUACUUAUGCAAAACCGUUUUUAACACUUUUUUUGGAGCUGUAGCUGAUUGGUCAGUAUUUUAAUAAAAAUUGUCAGUUAACACGAAAAUUCGUAUGUCACUGAGAGAAAUCCGAAAAAGUUAAAAUAACAUUCCUGAAAUUGAUCCAAAAUCGGUGUAAAUAUUACCCUUUUUAGGUGUAUUAGGGGUUAAAGUUACCCUUUUUCAUGUUAAUUUUACCCUUACAAAGGUGUAAAAUUAACAUUAAAAAAUGUUGAUAUAUUUUUACAUCUAAAAAGUGUUGAAUUUCUGAGGAAAAAAUGUUAAUCGCACCCUCUUUUUUUUUCCUCAGUGAGUAAAACAUUAUUGGUAAAGGAAAAUUUAAAAAAUAAUUACAUAUUUUAAUUUUUAACUGGCCAAAAUGUAUUUUUUACUUAGAAAAAUAAAUACUGACCAUUUCGAAUUAGUUUCUGACCAACUUAAAUUUUACAUUUGCCAAAUUAUUAUUUUUUUUUUACUAAGAAGAACAUUAUGAGAAGUCAAAAAAUCUGCAAAACACAAUGUUUUGCAAUGUGUAGAUUUCAUCUUUCUCUUUAGCGAAGAGGUUUGUUUGAAAUUUCAGGUUAUGUUCAGAAUAACCUCAAAAUCAAAAGAAAUACUUAUCUAAAACUUUUGUUGACAUUUAGCGUCGGAAUAUUCUAAUGACCUAAUGUAAUCCUCCAGCUACUCUUGACUGAAAAAAUUCUUAGGAUAAAGAUUUGUUCGAUUUGUCAAUGGGUUAAUUAAAAAUAUUUUAGGUUGAUGAGCUUCUAACCUCAAAAAUGAACAAUAAAUUUGAUGUAGAAUUUCUUGAAUAGGUAAAAAGACCUUAAUGAUCUUUAAAUUUUAAUUAAAACUAUCAAAUUCUAAUUGUGGAAACUUAAUAUAAACUAACCAUUUUUCUGGAAUGUAUGUCAAAUUUUCAAAUGAAAGAUCUUAAAUUUUGAAUUUAUGAAAGAUAAUUUAUCUUUGAAAUUCCCGACCAUUCCAUUCGAGGUUAGGUCGUACAUAACAUUACCUGGAAUUCUAGAAAAUAAACUCAUUUCUAAAAUUUUAGGUUAAGUACGACUUAACCUUGUGUAAAAUAAGAAAUGUUUUAUACUGAUGACUUAACCUCAAAAAUUCAAAAUAAAUUCAUUGUGACAGAAUUUUUUGAAUAAAAAAGACCUUAAGAUUUUUUAAAUUUUAAAAGUAUGGCAUUCUAACCUUGAAAACAUCACAUAAGUAGCCAUUUAUUUUUUCUGGGCUGUAUCAAAUCAUUUGUAGAAUUUUAUUUAGGUUAAGUAAGGCUUGACCUUGUAUAAAUGGGUAUAAAUUGUAUAAAUAUGAAUAGCCUCCAUAGACCUUCUUCAAUGUCGUAAGUUUUUUAGAAUUCGAAUAAGGAUUUCAGAAAUUAAAAAUAUUGAAAUUUUUAGCCCUAUUUUUAAAACAUUUUCCUUGAAGAAUAUAUCAAUUAUUGCUUACUUAUUAUUCAAAAUUUAUGCGCUGAUGAUUAUUUCCUAAAUGACUUGGAUUCUUUGAAUACGAAGCCGCUAUGUAUUUUAGAAUUUUACAAAGAUUCUUUUCUCCAGAAAUCCUUUUAUUAAAAAUUACGAUUUGGGGCAAAAAGUAACAAGAACCGAAGCAAUUUCGGCGUCUACACACUAGAGAAAUUUAUGUCCAUAUUGAAUAGUUUUUCCUACACAAGCGUAGGGAAUUUACUUCAAUAUGCACAUAAAUUUCUCUAGCGUGUAAAUGCCAUUAGAGAGAUUAUUUCAUUUCGAGGUUAGGUCAGCCUUAACCUCAAAUUUCAAAAUAUUCUCAUUAUACUAAAUAAGAGACAAAAUCAAUUAUUGGAACACCAGUAGUCACAUAGAGAUAGAAAUUCUCUUGCUUUCUUUCUUGGACUCUACAAUCUUCCAAAUUCGAACAGUAUUUUCAAUAAAUAACAGAAUUUUAUGUCAAAUGGAAUAGUAACUUUAAUGCAACUACCCGUAAUUUCUCACUAAAUUUCGUGGUGUGGUAUUUUUUCAUUUUUUUUCGAUUAUAAAGUGUGCAAAUAUUCAGGAAGUAGCAGAAAAAUAUAGUUCUUAAUAAUCCACAGAGUACGAUGUUUUUAACAUAACCUCACAUUUGAUAUUUUGAAUUCGUCGUUUGAAUUUGAGAGACUAUUCAGCUAGCACAAAUGCUAAGUGAAUUCAAUUCAGUUGAAUUUUGCUAACCUUAAAACCACAUCCGCGAAACAGCGCAAUUUCCAUAUAUUUGGUUAUCACUUUAUCCGAAAACUGCUAACUAAUCAGCAUAUUUUUACUGAUUUACUCUGCAAAGACUGUAUAUCCUUAAUUUUGUAACUGACUAAAAAAAUGAAUUAUGAAGAAUUCACCGAUUUCUUUAUUCAAUAAAAAAAAUUGUUCUAAUAUUUGAGGUUAAGUAAGAUCAAACCUUUGAAGAAAAAAUCGCAAAAGAAAAUUUAUGGUGUGAUCUUCUGAAAAAUACGGAAAUUUGGGUGUCUUAUUAGGAUUAAACAAGAGAAUUAAAUAAGAAAAUACAGAAGCAUUUUAAUUAGUCAGAAUCUUUCGUGUUUUUUUUUUUGAGGUUAGAAUUUGUUUAAACUGCCAAUCAAAAAUUUCUCUAUAUUACAAAAAAAAUAUUGUGUCACACAAAAUAAUGGAACAAAAUGUAUUACAGUAGAGUUCCUCAAAUUUGAACGACUGUUGAAUUCAAAAUGUAAAAUUUGAGGUUAAGUGCAGAAAAGUUUUGCGUGGGAGUCUGAAGAACAAUAAUUUUUCUCUGGGGUUUCUUCAUAAUUAUCGUAUUACAUUAACAUUUACAACAAAUUUUAUUUAUUUCACUAUAAAAUACAUUGAUAUAUUUUCUAAAGUUAUUUUUCUUGUUUUUCUUAAUUUAUGGAAAGUGCAUUUCGCAUCAGAUCCGUUACUUUUUUGAAAAUAUUGAUCAAAUUUGAGGAACGCUACUGUAUUUACAGUAGACUCUCUCUCAAUUGGGCAUUUGGGGAAAAAUUUCAUCCGGUUUAUUGAUAGAUUUAGGCGUCAAUGCCUUUGUAAAUUCCACAAAAAGCGCUCAAUUAUAAAGAAUCACGAUAAAAUAGGAAGAACUACAGCGAAUUUGAGCGAAUUAGCUUCAUAAUUAAACGUGAAAAUCGCCAACAAAAUUUUUCGCCCGAUUGAAAAAAAGCCGAUUGAGCGAGAGUCUACUGUAGUUGAAAUGCUAUUUGGGGAUAUGAGGUUAUGUUGAACAUAACCUCUAAAAUGGAAAAAUUAAAGACAAUUCUAGAAAUUUCCCAAACUUAAGUUGUGUGUUCCCAAACUUCUCUAAAAUAAUUGGCCAGAGAAUGAUUUUGAAAUAUAAUUAAGGGAUAUACAAGGAAUAUUUUCAAUUUCAAGAAAUAUAAAAUUCUAACCUAAAAAUAUUUCAAUCUCUUUGCUAAAUUGGAGAAUGGCAAGAAUCCUGGUAAUUACCAAAUACUGGUCAAAACUUAAUUGACAAAGUUUCACGGUUAAAGAUUUGCCAAUUGUUAAUGGUGAGUGUCUUUGAUUUUUAAGGUUAGACUUAACAUAACCUUAAUAUACGAAUUUUAUCAUAAUAUUGUUCUUCUUGUGUUAAAAACGUUACAUUGAUACACCAAAACACUGAUUUAAAUUUCGAAAAAGUCAUAUAAUAUUAGUAGUUCAAUAAUAAUGGAAAAGUUGACUCUAUCGGAGUCCUUAGAGUAAAAAAAUAGCUAUUGACUCUAUUGGAGAUUGACUCUAUCGAGGUCCCACUGUAAUUCUUAAUUCAGCAAUUCCAAAUUCGAAAUAUCCCUUUAAAAUUCGGGAAUAUAUAUUCCAAAGGGGCGUGGCCUAAAUUUAUUUGCAAUUUUCUAGUGAAAUAUAUUUGCAUAAAAAAGAAGUUAUUUUUAAGUCAAGUAAUGCCAAUAAUAUUGUAUUUAUAAUGCAAUUCCAAGUAUUAGUAAAAAAAAAUCCUAAUGAGGAUUAAUUGCUUGAAAUACAUAAAUACUAAAAAUAAAAUGAUCGUCCAAUAAGUUUAUUCAAUUCGAGUUCAAUUGGAAACAAAUUAGAAAGAUUUUUAUUAGAGGCAUAACAACCCAAAAGACUGAAAAGAUUGACUUACUGGACGAUGGAUUUUGUUGGUAUUUCGGGCAUUUCAGUGAAACAAAUUGUGCUUUAUCUUUUAUUUUUUGUUUUUUAAAUAUUAUAAUUAUUUAAUUAUUUGUCUUGUAAAACCAGACACAUUGCAUAAGUGUGUAAUCUUAUGAAGAAAAUAUACAUGAUUGUUUUAUAAA